AUGCUUUAUGAUUUUACAUAUUUUUUUUUUAUCGUGAGUGUUGCCGUGAUCCUUGCUAAAGAUCAGACACCAUCCACCCCUGUAGAUAAAGAAGCAAAAUCUGUUCGGGAAACGUCUUCUCAAGAAGUGAGAGGAUAUUUUAAAAAAGAGCAUUCACUUAAUAAACCUUAUCAAGGUACUGGAAUGAAUAUGGCAGAAUGGGAUAUAGUUGGUUCAACAGUGGUCUCAAAUCAGUAUAUUCGUUUAACAGGUGAUGUGCAGAGCCGACAGGGUGGUUUGUGGAACAAUGUGCCAGUAAGAUCAAAAGAUUGGGAAUUGUUGGUGAACUUUAAAGUACAUGGUUCCAAAGGCGAUUUAUUCGGUGAUGGUUUGGCUAUUUGGUAUACUCAAAGUCGAGGUGAAUUAGGGAGCGUUUUCGGGUCUAAAGACUAUUUUCGUGGAUUAUCUGUAUUUCUUGAUACAUAUAGUAAUCAUAAUGGUCCACAUUCGCAUACCCAUCCUUAUAUUACGGCUAUGGUUAAUAACGGGACUUUACAUUAUGAUCAUGAUAAAGAUGGCACGCAUACACAGUUGGGUGGUGAACAUACAGGUUGUGAGGCGAAAUUUCGCAAUAAGGACCAUGAUACGCAAAUACUUAUCCGUUAUGUCGCCAAUACUAUUUCGAUCUUCAUUGAUGUGAAAGGUAUUGGUAUGUGGGAGGAAUGCUUGAUCGUUGAUGGAGUUAAGCUUCCUACUGGUUAUUAUUUUGGUAUCACUGCUGCGACCGGUGAUCUUUCGGAUAAUCACGACAUUAUUUCCAUAAAAAUGUUCGAACAAGAGUUUGAUCGCGGGUCAAUUAAUACUGAUUUUGAUUCUAUUGAACCAGCAGCUGAAUUUUCUGUUUCUCCACGUGACCAUAUAGAUACACCUCGUCCAUCGAAACUUGGAUGGUUCGGUACUAUACUAUUGCUUAUUAUUGCAACAAUCAUAAUUGUUUCUGUGUUAGGCUUCGGUAUUGUUUUUAUUCAACAGCGGCAAGAGCGUUUACGUAAACGCUUUUAUUAA
This is a messenger RNA of Dracunculus medinensis (Guinea worm), 1044 nucleotides long. Lineage: Eukaryota; Metazoa; Nematoda; Chromadorea; Rhabditida; Dracunculidae. The record is from the annotation of a GenBank genome assembly.